AUUUAACUUUCGGUUUCUGAGAUAGUUCGAACUGUCAACCAGAAGGCACACCCGAACGUGUAUUGUGACAUAUUUUAGAAGAACCAUGGCCAGUCUUGGUAGUGCCAACACGAUGUUUGCCUUGGACCUUUUCCGCACUCUGAGCGAAACCAGCGCUGGUGGGAACAUAUUCAUCUCUCCCAUGAGCAUCACUUCUGCCUUAGCUAUGGUCUUUAUGGGAGCUAAAGGAAACACCGCCGACCAAAUGGCAAAGGCUCUUUGUUUCGGCAAGUCCACAAAUGUUCACUCAGAUUUCCAGGCUCUUUCUUCUGACAUCAACAAACCAGCUGCCUCCUACGUCCUGAGACUUGCCAACCGUCUCUAUGGGGAGAGGACCUUCAACUUUCUCAAGGAGUUCAUAGAAUCCACACAGAAGUUCUACAAUGCAGACCUGGUGGCCUUGGAUUUCGUAGGUGCUGCAGAGGAGUCACGGAUACAGAUUAACCAAUGGGUGGAGGAGCAGACUGAGAGUAAAAUCAAGGACCUUUUGCAACCAGGAAUGGUCACUGCCAUGACAAGACUGGCUCUUGUGAACGCUAUCUAUUUCAAAGGCAGCUGGCUGCAUAAAUUUGAUGGAAAAGACACCAAAGAAAUGCCCUUCAAAAUCAACCAAAAUGAGACCAAGCCCGUGCAGAUGAUGUACCAGAUGAAGAAGUUCCCCUUCAACUACAUCUCUGACUACAAACUGCAGAUCCUGGAGCUCCCGUAUCAAGGGGAGGAGCUGAGCAUGUUCAUCCUGCUGCCGGAGGAGUCUAGCGACAACAGCAGACUGCGAAAGCUGGAGAAAGAGCUGACCCUGCAGCAGAUUGAAGAGUGGACAAAGAGGAGCAACAUGGACAGAAACACAGACAUCAUAGUGCACCUGCCCAAAUUCAAACUGGAGAAGAACUACAUGCUGAAUGAGCCCCUGGCCCGUCUGGGGAUGACCGAUGUGUUUGAUGGGGCCCAGGCCGACCUGUCCGGCAUGAAUGGGUCGGGCGGCCUCUACCUGUCCACAGUCGUCCACAAGUCAUUCAUCGAGGUGAACGAGGAGGGCACAGAGGCUGCAGCUGCGACGGCCGGGCUUGUAGCGUUCUGCAUGGUUCGGGAGGAGUACUUCACCGCCGAUCACCCCUUCCUCUUCUUCAUCAGGCACAACAAGUCCAGGAGCAUCCUGUUCUUGGGCAGGUUUUCCUCACCUUGAAGACAUGGCCAGUGCAGAGGCCAUUAAAGAUUGUUUCACCAUACAGAUCCUAUAUAUCAAAAUAUGCUUGUGCAGCAGUAAUUUUACAGUUAUCGAUCAGUACUUACCAAAGUUGUAAUGGUAUGGGUUGAAUGUCUUUCAAGUGUGAUCUAAUCAGUGUGUAUGUAAAGCACACUAACCAGCAAUUAACAGUAGACAAUUGUUCAAAUUAAU
This is a messenger RNA of Megalops cyprinoides (Indo-Pacific tarpon), 1435 nucleotides long. RefSeq names its product leukocyte elastase inhibitor-like. Bases 86 to 1222 code for a protein of 378 amino acids. Gene Ontology annotation, biological process: negative regulation of endopeptidase activity. The record is from RefSeq and is a predicted model, not a curated record. NCBI's taxonomy places the organism in Eukaryota, Metazoa, Chordata, Actinopteri, Elopiformes, Megalopidae. Gene Ontology annotation, molecular function: serine-type endopeptidase inhibitor activity. The transcript is spliced from 7 exons.